This is a messenger RNA of Oldenlandia corymbosa var. corymbosa, 945 nucleotides long. Lineage: Eukaryota; Viridiplantae; Streptophyta; Magnoliopsida; Gentianales; Rubiaceae. The record is from the annotation of a GenBank genome assembly.
AUGCUUUGUACGGGGAGGAUCUUGGCGGCAUCUCAUUCCAGGACGCUGUUUCUUCCGCAGUGUUCGUCCUGCAAUAGCUCCCGGAGUUACAGUCUAGGAAAACCUAAAUCGAACACUAGAUGGCGGUGUUCGGCUGCGGAGGCGGAUUCUUCUUCGUUCGCAACUUCAAUCGAUGCGGAUUCCUCGGCCGAUAAGAGCGCCGCAGGAUUUUGUAUAAUUGAAGGUCCGGAAACGGUUCAGGACUUCGCUAAAAUGGAACUACAAGAGAUUCGUGAUAAUAUCCGGAGUCGUCGCAACAAGAUCUUCUUGCAGAUGGAAGAGGUUCGCCGGCUAAGGAUACAGCAAAGACUUAAAUGUGCAGAGCUGGGAAUUUUAAAGGAAGAGCAAGAAGCUGAACUUCCUAAUUUCCCAUCAUUCAUUCCAUUUUUACCUCCUCUGAAUUCUGCUAAUCUAAGGGUGUAUUAUGCUACUUGUUUCUCUCUCAUUGCUGGAGUCAUGCUUUUUGGUGGACUACUUGCUCCAACGUUGGAGCUGAAAUUGGGAAUAGGAGGAACAUCGUAUGCAGAUUUCAUUCGUAGUGUUCAUCUACCUAUGCAAUUGAGUCAGGUGGAUCCCAUUGUUGCUUCAUUUUCGGGAGGAGCAGUUGGAGUAAUUUCAGCCUUGAUGGUUGUUGAAAUAAACAAUGUUAAACAACAAGAGCAUAAGAGGUGCAAGUACUGCCUUGGAACAGGAUAUCUUGCUUGUGCUCGCUGCUCAAAUACUGGUUCUCUUGUCCUUAUUGAACCUGUUUCUACCCAUAAUAUUGGGGAUCUGCCAGUGUCUCCCCCUAAAACUGAAAGAUGCCCCAACUGUUCUGGAUCGGGAAAGGUCAUGUGCCCCACAUGUCUUUGUACUGGAAUGGCUAUGGCAAGUGAACAUGAUCCAAGAAUUGACCCUUUUGACUAA